Molecule: messenger RNA, 294 nt
Organism: Lodderomyces elongisporus
Lineage: Eukaryota; Fungi; Ascomycota; Pichiomycetes; Serinales; Debaryomycetaceae
Product: proteasome regulatory particle lid subunit
Exons: 1
Coding region: 1-294 (97 amino acids)
Biological process (GO): mRNA export from nucleus; proteasome assembly
Cellular component (GO): proteasome regulatory particle, lid subcomplex
Source: RefSeq, a predicted model, not a curated record
AUGGCUAAUGCAAACACUAAAGAUACCCUGAAAGUUUCAGCAAAGGAGGAGCAAGCUCAAGCUCAAGUACCGGCUCAAGAGCAAGAGCAAGAAAAUAAAGCAAUCAAGACUUUAGAAGAAGACGAUGAAUUUGAAGAUUUUCCCGAAGAUGAAAAUGAUUGGGUGAAUGAAAAUAAAGUUAAGGAAUCAACAUUAUGGGAAGAAGACUGGGACGACGAAGAUGAUCAAGAUGCAUUUUCGCAAAAGCUUAAGGAAGAACUUAUAAAAGCUCAAAAAGCAGUGCAUUCUUCUUAG